AUGUUUUUGAACGAUGAAGAUUUUGUCGAGUUUUCUUGCAGCCGAGACGAGUGCAAAAUGCAUUCUGUCGAUCUUGCAGGAAAUCUUCACGAGCUCGAAGGGUCGAUUCAUAUUGGAGAAGCAAGCACGCCGUACAGUAAUGCAGCGUAUGUGAUUUCGCUCGGAAACGAGAAGAUUUACUUGUGUGAUUGUUCGAUACAGAAGCUGCCUGUUCCCGGCUUGUAUAUUGUCCAAGAGCCAAGGUGGAAUAGACUCUUCCGAAUAGAGCUUGUGGGCCUGGACGAGUUACAGAUUGUUAACUUCGAAGAGAUACUGGAAAAAUUCGCAAUGUCUUUUCAGAAACUCGCUUCAAGAAUUCAUAAAGAGCAUAGUUUGUCAUCCCUUUCGCUUAGUCCAUCAGAGUCAACCAAAUCAACCAGCCGAGUCUCGAAAAUGGGCGAGACCUUUUCCCGCCUUCGUAAGCGCUGUCGACCCGCUCUUACAGACGCCUUCAGUACCUUGAGAAAACGGUCGAAGGGGAUUUCUCAAUCCACCGAAAAUCUCGCCCGCCUCAGCCUCAGCCCAUUUCGAAGGAAAAAAGGCAGCCCCAUUGUGCGGAACGUGGCCGAAAUACCCGCCCAAAACAUGUGUCGCGCUGAAAUUCUAGACGAAAUUGAAAAGCUUGAAAUCGAGUGUGAAGCGCUCAGGGAAAUGCACGACUUAUACAGAAAUAAUCCCCGUGAAUCCGUGCCGCAAAGUCUGAUCUCUUCCCGGGCCCAGAAUGCGAAGCGUCUGGCCGAGUUGCGCUCCCGGCUUUCCGAUUUGGAUCAGAUUUGUAAACGAUCGUCGACGGGGACGAUUCUCAACUCGUCAGUGGAUUCCUCCAUCAAUCAAUCGGUCUCAAUCCCUGACGAAUUGCUCGUUUCUGAUGUGCCAAACUCGCCGAUUUUGAUCGCCAAGAGUCUUCAUCCAAUGCCACGUACUUGCCAGGAAGACGAGCCAGAGUCUCAACCCAACAGCGGGACGUCUGAAUCUGCGCGAAAUUGCGAAAAAGUUGGCACGGCACCGCGAAAACCUGGCAGGACGCGAUCGAUGAGAUCACUUCAAAGAAAGCCGAUAAACAGUAGUACACAAGUGGCUCAGACUGUAUCCGAGUCAGAUUUGCGUCUCGAGGAGUUGCAUUCUGAGCUCAUACAGGUUUUAAACAUUUUCGACAAGCCAUCAAGAAUCGACCUUCACCAAGAAACUCUACCUGUAUAA
Oikopleura dioica is the source of this 1239-nucleotide messenger RNA. The record is from the annotation of a GenBank genome assembly. Lineage: Eukaryota; Metazoa; Chordata; Appendicularia; Copelata; Oikopleuridae.